GCAGGAGCUCCCGCAUGAAGAGGCCGAACCUGGCGAGCAAGAACCCGAAGGGCCAUCCUUCCCAGCUGGGAUCUACGUCCUCCUGCGGCCCACCUUUGUGUCGCCUGCGGCUGACAUCUUUGCACCCGAUGAUGACGAGCUCAUCGCCGAGCUCGAGGAGGGUGAGGAGAUCGAAAUUGUCGAAGUUGAGGACUUCCCUGAAGAAGAGCGUGUGCGUGGCAGAAUUCUGGAUCCAGAUGGCUGGGUCACCCUCAUGAACACUGCUACCGGAACAGUUUGGGCAUCCCUUAAG
Molecule: messenger RNA, 292 nt
Organism: Symbiodinium pilosum
Lineage: Eukaryota; Dinophyceae; Suessiales; Symbiodiniaceae
Source: the annotation of a GenBank genome assembly